Molecule: messenger RNA, 680 nt
Organism: Nanorana parkeri
Lineage: Eukaryota; Metazoa; Chordata; Amphibia; Anura; Dicroglossidae
Gene: OSTC
Product: oligosaccharyltransferase complex non-catalytic subunit
Exons: 5
Coding region: 127-576 (149 amino acids)
Cellular component (GO): oligosaccharyltransferase complex
Source: RefSeq, a predicted model, not a curated record
ACAUCCUGUUUGUGCCCCGCCCCUCUCCUGCUGCUCCGCCACGUCAGGCCAGCGCUGCCCUCCCUAUCCCAUCCCGGUACACAGCGGUAAGUGGUCGGCUCGGAGCUGCUCCGGGGGGGCUGAAGGAUGGAGACUCUAUACCGAAUACCGUUCACUGUGCUGGAAUGUCCCAACCUGAAGCUGAAGAAGCCUUCCUGGCUCCAUAUGCCCUCAGCCAUGACGGUGUACGCCGUGGUGGUGGUCUCCUACUUCCUCAUCACUGGAGGUAUCAUUUAUGAUGUGAUUGUGGAACCACCUAGUGUCGGAUCCAUGACAGAUGAACAUGGACACCAAAGACCGGUGGCUUUCUUGGCCUACAGGGUGAAUGGCCAGUAUAUCAUGGAAGGACUGGCAUCAAGCUUCCUUUUUACCAUGGGAGGUUUAGGAUUCAUUAUCCUGGAUCGAUCCAAUGCACCAAAUAUUCCAAAGCUGAACAGAUUCUUGCUGCUUUUUAUUGGAUUUGUUUGUGUUCUGCUCAGUUUCUUCAUGGCAAGAGUCUUCAUGAGGAUGAAGCUGCCAGGAUACUUGAUGAGCUGAGAGAGUCAUUUUAUCAGCACUUUGCAGUUUAAUGGCAGUAAUGAUGGGAAGGAAUGGAAUCUCCACACUGUAAAAAGAUGUAGAAAUUGUGUGCAAGUAACAAA